GUGAUGUCAUAGGAUUGCUGAGUUGUUGUUUAGUGAUGUUAAACAUCAGUUGCUUUAAAACCAAUAAGUCUUUCACAAUAUAGUUCUGUGUAGAGCACUAUCGUAUCACAUUAAAUGCGUAAUCAGCACUAUAUAAGGCUAUAUAGCGCUAUUCGCAAGCUGCACAAGGCCUCUAUCGGGCCAGCAUGCAAUGGAGAUGAGCAUUCCGGUGACGUCAUGGCUUCAUGCAACAAGUAGCUGUGUAUUGAGAAGCUGCAGAGUUAUUGAUAAGACUCCGAUAAGAGAUUAAGAUCAAACUUCAAAGGUGAAGGAGAAGCUAACAAGUUUUCGCAUUUCAAAUUCACUCUUAAAGAACCGAAAAUGGUAACAGGAAUCGUCGCUGGCAGGCUAGCUCUUGUCACAGGUGCCGGCUCCGGUAUAGGCCGCGCCGCAUGUCAGGUGCUGUCUAGAGAAGGCGCCACAGUCAUUGCCGCUGAUUUGAACUAUGAUUCUGCUAUGGAAACUAUUAAGACCAUUCCAUUGGCUAGUGGUGCUAAUGCUGUUGGUGACCACAGUGCAAUAGAACUGGAAGUAUCGCAAUCUGCAUCAGUGCAAAAAGCCUUAGAUACAGCAAUGGAGCACUACAAGGCUCCUCCAACAAUAAUCGUCAACUCUGCUGGCAUUGUGAGGGACAACUGGUUGCUCAAGAUGUCUGAAGAAGACUUUGACAAAGUUGUAGCAGUUAAUUUAAAAGGCACAUUCUUGGUAAUGCAAACUUUUGCCAAGGCACUAACAGCAGCAUCUUUGCCUGGCUCUAUUAUAAACAUUUCCAGCAUUGUUGGCAAAUAUGGAAAUAUGGGCCAAGUGAAUUAUGUUGGGAGCAAAGCCGGUGUUGUUGGUAUGAGUAGAGUAGCAGCUUUGGAGUUGGGCAAAUCUAAUAUAAGGGUUAAUGCGAUACUGCCAGGGUUCAUUGAUACGCCAAUCAUUAAGAGUGUUCCAGAGAAAGUCAUGAAGGAGUUCUUGGCACGAAUUCCUUUAGGAAGACAGGCUGAUCCCGUUGAGGUUGGCGAACUUAUUACGUACCUGGCAUCAGAGAAGAGUUCUUAUGUAAAUGGUGCUGUAAUAGAUAUUGCUGGAGGUUUAUAAAACCUUUGCACAGCUACACAGCAACGAUUUAAUAAAAAAAGAUUGUAGCGUAUGUGCUGUCUGUCAAAUAUAUUUGAACAAGGUUUUCAAAUUGGCCCCAGGGUUAUAAGGGACAGGAAUCUUUCUCUUGUCCAUGUACAAAGUCUAUUUUUGAUAUCACAUAUUGUAUCUCGAAAUCAUUGUACCCACAUUGAAUAAAAAAUAUUUAUGAAUG
Molecule: messenger RNA, 1339 nt
Organism: Hyposmocoma kahamanoa
Lineage: Eukaryota; Metazoa; Arthropoda; Insecta; Lepidoptera; Cosmopterigidae
Product: estradiol 17-beta-dehydrogenase 8
Exons: 7
Coding region: 361-1125 (254 amino acids)
Molecular function (GO): oxidoreductase activity, acting on the CH-OH group of donors, NAD or NADP as acceptor
Source: RefSeq, a predicted model, not a curated record